Vespula pensylvanica (western yellowjacket) is the source of this 1176-nucleotide messenger RNA. Its product is annotated as alpha-tocopherol transfer protein-like. The record is from RefSeq and is a predicted model, not a curated record. The transcript is spliced from 4 exons. Lineage: Eukaryota; Metazoa; Arthropoda; Insecta; Hymenoptera; Vespidae. Gene Ontology annotation, molecular function: phosphatidylinositol bisphosphate binding. Gene Ontology annotation, cellular component: membrane. Bases 154 to 1059 code for a protein of 301 amino acids.
CGAUCAUACGUUAUUCGCUCGACACUGCUCGAAGACAGCAAUUGCGCUUAAAUUCUUUAGUCCAAUUCGUGUUCCUCGAGACGCCAGAGCACAGCUUUAGCAAACAAAUUUUUCUGCAGUUUUUACGUUUGAACGACAAGGACGUGUUAGAAAAUGACGCUACAAGGUGGAAUCUCCUUUGAGAAGGAAUUGAAAAAAAAUUCAGAAUUGAAAGAAGACGAUGUACGAGCGUUAAGAGAGUGGUGUCAAAAACAACCCCAUUUACCGAAAAUAUCUGACAGCGAGAUGGCUCUUUUUCUACACAGUAAUUAUUAUCGUAUGGAACCGACCAAAAAUACCAUCGAUACUUAUUAUACUGUACGAACUCACGUGCCAGAGUUCUUUUCUAACAGAGAUCCUAUCAGUUCUAAGGACCUUCGGAAAGCAUUUCAAACGGUAGCGAAUCUGGUCUUGGAUAAGACUACUAAUGAUGGUUACAAGAUCAUUUAUGGUAGAUUGAUAGAUAUCGAACCGUCGCAUUAUGUUUAUAACGAUGGUAUGAAGUAUCUUAACAUGGUAAUUGAUCUCUGGCUUCACGAAGAGGGCACAUCCAAAGGUCACGUGAUCCUCUUUGACACAAAGAACGUUGCGUUCGGUCACGUGGGUCGUUUAAAUCCUAUGGGAUUAAAAAAAUUCCUUUAUUACUUGCAAGAAGCUUUACCCGUACGUCUUAAGGGUUUCCAUUUUAUGAAUACCUCGCCAGUUAUGGACGUUAUUCUUAACAUGAUGAAGCCUUUCAUGAAGAAAGAAUUGAUGGACAUGUUUCAUAUGCAUUCGACUAUGGAAACUUUAGCUAAGUUUAUACCCUUGGAAAUACUUCCAAACGAGUCGGGCGGACAAGCAGGCCCUUUGAAAGACUUAAACGAUGCUCAAGUAAAGAAAUUAGAUGCCAAUCGUGCUUGGUUUCAAGAGGAGGAAAGAAAUUGUCGCGUUAACGAAUCUCUACGUCCUGGCAAAGGAAAAACAGCAACCGAUUUGUUUGGUGUCGAAGGGAGCUUCAAAAAGCUCGAAAUCGAUUAAACAAUUUUUUAUUAACAAAUGUUAUUUGAGAGAGAAAAAAGAGAUAAAUUUUCGUUAUUAGAAAUAUAUUACUUCAGCUAUAUAUAUACAUAAUAACGAGCAUACACAUACCAUGUA